AUGAGCGGCGGCGGCGGCGGCGGAGGGGGCUCGGCGCCCAGUCGCUUCGCCGACUACUUUGUCAUCUGCGGGCUGGACACCGAGACCGGGCUGGAGCCGGACGAGCUGUCGGCAUUAUGCCAGUACAUACAGGCUUCUAAAGCCAGGGAUGGUGCCAGCCCUUUCAUUUCAAGUACAACUGAAGGAGAAAAUUUUGAGCAGACACCAUUAAGACGAACAUUCAAGUCUAAGGUCCUUGCACGAUAUCCUGAGAAUGUGGACUGGAAUCCCUUUGACCAAGAUGCAGUGGGAAUGCUAUGCAUGCCCAAAGGGCUGGCAUUCAAGACCCAGGCUGAUCCCAGGGAGCCUCAGUUCCAUGCCUUUAUUAUCACUAGGGAGGAUGGUUCUCGGACCUUUGGGUUUGCUCUCACAUUUUAUGAGGAGGUGACUAGCAAGCAGAUCUGCAGUGCAAUGCAGACCCUCUACCACAUGCAUAAUGCGGAGUAUGAUGUCCUCCAUGCUCCACUUGCUGAUAGCCGAGACCUCAGUGGCAUGGAGGAUGGUGAUGGCACUCCUGGGACCAAGCUGCAGCGCUUCAACUCCUACGACAUUAGCCGGGAUACACUCUACGUCUCUAAGUGCAUCUGCCUCAUCACGCCCAUGUCCUUCAUGAAAGCAUGUCGGAGUGUGCUGGAACAGCUUCACCAGGCAGUUACUUCACCUCAGCCCCCUCCACUGCCUCUUGAGAGCUACAUAUACAACGUACUAUAUGAGGUGCCACUCCCACCUCCUGGCCGGUCCUUGAAGUUUUCCGGGGUCUAUGGGCCAGUUGUCUGCCAGAGACCAAGUACCAGUGAGCUUCCCCUGUUCGACUUUCCUGUCAAAGAGGUCUUUGAACUGCUUGGGGUGGAGAAUGUGUUUCAACUUUUUACUUGUGCCCUUCUGGAGUUUCAAAUCCUGCUCUACUCACAGCAUUACCAGCGACUGAUGACUGUGGCGGAGACAAUUACAGCUCUCAUGUUUCCUUUCCAGUGGCAGCAUGUCUAUGUUCCUAUUCUCCCGGCUUCUCUCCUACAUUUCUUAGAUGCUCCUGUACCAUACUUGAUGGGCUUGCAUUCUAAUGGCUUGGAUGACCGGUCAAAACUGGAGCUGCCCCAAGAGGCUAACCUCUGCUUUGUGGACAUUGACAACCAUUUCAUUGAGUUACCAGAGGACUUGCCUCAGUUUCCCAACAAAUUGGAGUUUGUCCAGGAAGUCUCUGAGAUUCUCAUGGCAUUUGGCAUUCCUCCUGAAGGAAACCUUCACUGUAGCGAGAGUGCUUCCAAGCUGAAGAGGCUCCGGGCCUCUGAGCUCGUCUCUGACAAGAGGAAUGGAAACAUCGCAGGCUCCCCUUUACAUUCCUAUGAGUUCCUCAAGGAGAAUGAAACUAUCGCCCGCCUGCAGGCCUUGGUCAAGAGGACUGGGGUGAGCCUGGAGAAGCUGGAAGUUCGGGAUGACCCCAGCAGCAAUAAGGAUCUCAAAGUUCAGUGUGAUGAAGAAGAACUCAGAAUUUAUCAGCUAAACAUUCAGAUCCGGGAAGUUUUUGCAAAUCGUUUCACUCAGAUGUUUGCAGAUUAUGAGGUGUUUGUCAUUCAGCCCAGCCAGGAUAAGGAGUCCUGGUUUACCAACAGGGAGCAGAUGCAAAAUUUUGAUAAAGCAUCUUUUCUGUCAGAUCAGCCUGAGCCCUACCUGCCUUUCCUCUCAAGAUUCUUGGAGACUCAGAUGUUUGCUUCUUUCAUUGACAACAAAAUCAUGUGUCAUGACGAUGAUGAUAAAGAUCCUGUGCUCCGGGUGUUUGACUCCCGAGUAGACAAGAUCAGGCUGUUGAAUGUUCGGACACCUACUCUGCGCACAUCCAUGUACCAGAAGUGUACCACUGUGGAUGAAGCAAAGAAAGCAAUUGAGCUUCGACUGGCAAAAAUUGAUCAUACUGCGGUUCACCCCCAUUUACUUGACAUGAAGAUUGGACAGGGGAAGUAUGAGCCAGGCUUCUUCCCUAAGCUGCAGUCUGACGUGCUUUCCACUGGGCCAGCCAGCAACAAGUGGACAAAAAGGAAUGCUCCUGCCCAGUGGAGGCGUAAAGACCGGCAGAAGCAGCACACAGAACACCUGCGUUUAGACAAUGACCAGAGAGAGAAGUACAUCCAGGAAGCCAGGAAUAUGGGCAGCACCAUCCGCCAGCCCAAACUGUCCAACCUCUCCCCGUCAGUGAUUGCCCAGACCAACUGGAAGUUUGUGGAAGGUCUGCUGAAGGAGUGUCGCAACAAGACCAAGAGGAUGCUGGUGGAGAAGAUGGGGCGAGAGGCUGUGGAACUAGGACAUGGGGAAGUGAACAUCACAGGGGUGGAAGAGAAUACCUUGAUUGCCAGUCUUUGUGACCUACUGGAAAGGAUUUGGAGUCAUGGGCUACAGGUGAAACAGGGGAAAUCAGCUUUGUGGUCCCACCUGUUACAUUAUCAGGAAAACCGGCAGAGAAAACUCACAUCAGGAAGCCUCAGUACCUCAGGAAUAUUUCUUGAUUCAGAACGGAGGAAGUCUGAUGCCAGCUCCGUCAUGUCUCCCCUGAGAAUCUCCCUCAUUCAGGAUAUGAGGCACAUCCAGAACAUUGGAGAAAUCAAGACUGAUGUGGGAAAAGCCAGAGCAUGGGUGCGUCUGUCCAUGGAGAAAAAGUUACUUUCCAGACACCUGAAGCAGCUUCUCUCAGACCAUGAGCUCACCAAAAAGCUCUACAAGCGCUACGCCUUCCUGCGCUGUGACGACGAGAAGGAACAGUUCCUCUAUCAUCUCCUCUCUUUCAAUGCUGUCGAUUACUUCUGCUUCACCAAUGUCUUCACGACUAUCCUGAUUCCUUACCACAUCCUCAUCGUACCGAGCAAGAAGCUGGGGGGCUCUAUGUUCACCGCCAACCCAUGGAUCUGCAUCUCAGGAGAACUGGGUGAGACACAGAUCCUGCAGAUUCCAAGGAACCUGUUAGAGAUGACCUUUGAGUGCCAGAACUUGGGGAAACUCACUACUGUGCAGAUAGGCCAUGAUAACUCUGGACUCUAUGCCAAAUGGUUGGUGGAGUAUGUGAUGGUCAGGAAUGAGAUCACCGGACAUACCUACAAGUUUCCAUGUGGCCGCUGGUUGGGGAAGGGCAUGGAUGAUGGGAGCCUGGAGCGGGUCCUGGUUGGGGAGCUGCUCACAUCCCAGCCUGAGGUGGAUGAGAGGCCGUGCCGGACCCCGCCCCUGCAGCAGUCUCCCAGCGUCAUCCGGAGGCUUGUUACCAUCUCACCCAACAACAGACCCAAGCUGAACACUGGGCAGAUCCAGGAGUCCAUUGGUGAGGCAGUCAAUGGCAUCGUGAAGCACUUCCAUAAGCCUGAGAAAGAGCGAGGUAGUCUGACACUGUUGCUUUGUGGAGAAUGUGGCCUUGUCUCGGCCCUGGAACAGGCUUUCCAGCAUGGAUUUAAGUCACCACGGCUCUUCAAAAAUGUCUUCAUUUGGGAUUUUUUGGAAAAAGCACAAACCUAUUAUGAGACUUUGGAGCAGAACGAACUUGUCCCUGAGGAAAACUGGCAUACGAGGGCCCGGAACUUCUGCCGAUUUGUCACGGCAAUCAAUAAUAAUCCCCGGAACAUCGGCAAGGAUGGCAAGUUUCAGAUGCUGGUGUGCUUGGGAGCCAGAGACCACCUCUUGCACCACUGGAUCGCCCUGCUGGCCGACUGCCCCAUCACGGCACACAUGUAUGAGGAUGUGGCACUGAUCAAAGACCACACACUUGUCAAUUCCUUGAUCCGCGUGCUGCAGACGCUGCAGGAGUUCAACAUCACUCUGGAGACGUCCCUGGUCAAGGGCAUCGACAUCUGA
This is a messenger RNA of Rangifer tarandus platyrhynchus (Svalbard reindeer), 3867 nucleotides long. NCBI's taxonomy places the organism in Eukaryota, Metazoa, Chordata, Mammalia, Artiodactyla, Cervidae. The record is from the annotation of a GenBank genome assembly.